AGGAGGAAGAGGAGCAGGAGGCGGAGGAGAGGACGGAAGGGGGAGCUGGCCCGGCUCGGCCAGCCUGCCCUCCCGCCCUGCCUUUCAGCUGGAACUGGAGAGAGGGGAGCGCGGGCCGUCGGCCCCCAGCCAGCUGCCUUCCUCUUGCCCGAGCGAACGAGCUGGCGGGCGGCAGCGGCCUCUGCACUCCGGGCCAAGUCCCGCCUGUUCCGCGACGGCGAGUGGGUUGGCUUCCUGCGCCGCUCCCCCCUUCUUUUCCUCCUUUCCCUUCCUCCUCCUCUCUCCCCUCCUGCUCUCUCUCGCUUUUCCCUCCCUCCCUUCCUUUCCCCGGCAGUAGGAGCCGCAGCGGCAGCAGCUACAGCAGCAGCAGCAGCCUGGAUCCCCUGAGCCAUGGCGCUGUGAGAGCAGCACAUGGCGGGCGCAGCAGCCAUGAACCCCCCACUAAUCCAUACAACUCCCCCCUGAAGAGCCACCGUGUAACUGCAGCCGCCGCCCGCCCACCCAUCAACCAACCAGCCCGCUUUAGUUGAAUAAUAUUAGCCAGCCAGCACCAUCUCUGCCCAGCACUACCCAUCGCAACUGCUCCUACCGCCUCAACUCCCGGGCCGAAGACGCUCUUCUCAGCCACCUCCUUUCCUCUGCUGCCGCCACCCAGUCCCCCUCUAACAGCUAGCCAGGACCCGCCGUCGCCAUGGGAGUGCAGGGCUUCCAGGACUACAUCGAGAAACACUGCCCCAGUGCCGUAGUGCCGGUGGAGCUGCAGAAGCUGGCACGGGGCAGCCUGGUGGGUGGUGGUCGCCAAAGGCCUCCCCAGACCCCGCUGCGACUCCUCAUCGACGCCGACAACUGCUUGCACCGGCUCUACGGCGGCUUUUACACUGACUGGGUGAGCGGCGGGCAAUGGAACCACAUGCUGGGCUACUUGGCGGCGCUGGCCAAGGCCUGCUUCAACGGCAACAUCGAGCUCUUCGUCUUCUUCAACGGCGCUCUGGAAAAGGCCCGGCUCCACGAGUGGGUGAAGCGGCAGGGCAACGAGCGCCAGACCGCCCAGCAGAUUGUCAGCCACGUCCAAAACAAGGGCACCCCGCCGCCCAAGGUCUGGUUUCUCCCGCCUGUCUGCAUGGCGCACUGCAUCCGCUUGGCCCUCAUCCGCUUCCACAUCAAGGUUGCACAAAGUAUCGAAGACCACCAUCAAGAAGUAAUUGCUUUUUGCAGAGAAAAAGGCUUUCAUGGCUUGGUUGCAUAUGAUUCAGAUUAUGCGUUGUGCAACAUCCCUUACUAUUUCAGUGCCCAUGCCCUAAAACUGAGCCGUAAUGGAAAAAGCCUCACAACAAGCCAAUACCUGAUGCAUGAAGUUGCCAAGCAACUGGACCUGAAUCCAAAUCGGUUUCCUAUUUUUGCUGCUCUUUUAGGUAAUCACAUUCUACCUGAUGAAGAUUUGGCUUCAUUUCAUUGGAGUUUACUUGGUCCAGAACAUCCACUAGCCUCUCUUAAGGUACGAGCACACCAGUUAGUUUUACCACCUUGUGAUGUAGUGAUCAAAGCUGUAGCUGACUAUGUCCGCAAUAUUCAGGACACCUCUAACUUGGAUGCCAUAGCUAAAGAUGUUUUUCAACAUUCACAGUCUAGAACGGAUGACAAAGUUAAACGAUUUAAGAGAGCAGUUGCAUAUUAUUCAGCAACUAAUAAGCCUAUGCCAUUUCAUCCACCACAUUACCUAGCCAGAUCAAAUCAAUUGGGAAUGCCGGGUAUAGUGCCACCAUAUGUGUCUCCUCAGAUGCUUAACAUUCCACAGUCUGCCCUGCAAGCAAAGCAAGCGGCCCAGCCUAUUUCUAGUCAUGGUAACGCCCAGGGUCAGGGCCCAUAUCCCUAUAGUCUGUCAGAACCAGCCAUCACGUUGGACGCAAGUGGAAAAAAUCUUUCUGAGCAGAAUUACAGCAACAUUCCUCAUGAAGGAAAACAUACUCCAUUAUAUGAACGAUCCUCUCCAAUAAACCCAGCUCAGAGUGGAAGCCCCAAUCAUGUUGAUUCAACAUACUUUCCUGCCUCUUCUACAUCAUCUUCCUCAGACAAUGAUGAAGGCAAUGCAGGUGCUGUGAAUCAUGUUGGUGGAAACAAAUUGAGCUGGGAAAAAAUAGGAACUCAGUCAGAAAAUCAAGUAUGUGGGGAUCCAGGAGACCAAACAAAGGUGGAAGGUUCCUCUACUGUUUCUUCAGGGAAUCAGGCAGCUGAAGUUAAAGGGAAUCAAAACAGUAGUGCACAAAUCCCAUGUCUGUUGUCAAUGCCCACCAGGAACCAUAUGGAUAUUACCACUCCUCCAUUACCUCCUGUAGCGCCCGAAGUAUUAAGAGUAGCAGAACACAGACACAAAAAAGGGUUAAUGUACCCCUACAUAUUUCAUAUUCUAACCAAGGGUGAAAUUAAAAUUGCAGUUUCUAUUGAAGAUGAAGCAAACAAAGACCUGCCUCCUGCUGCUCUUCUUUAUAGGCCAGUUCGUCAGUAUGUUUAUGGAGUCCUUUUUAGUUUGGCAGAAAGCAGAAAAAAGACAGAGAGGCUUGCUUUUAGAAAGAGCAGACUUCCUCCUGAAUUCAAUGCUGCUGAUACUUACAGAAGAAUACAUUAUCACGUUUUAGUCUCACCAGUGAUAAUUAAGGAAUGGGCUGCUUACAAAGGAAAGUCUCCUCAGACUCCUGAGUUAGUAGAAGCUCUUGCAUUUAGGGAAUGGACUUGCCCCAAUUUGAAGAAACUUUGGUUGGGGAAAGCAGUAGAGGACAAGAAUCGACGAAUGAGGGCAUUCUUGGCCUGUAUGAGGUCAGACACACCAGCAAUGCUAAACCCAACUAAUGUGCCCACUCACCUAAUGGUGCUCUGUUGUGUAUUAAGAUAUAUGGUGCAGUGGCCUGGAGUUCGGAUACUUCGUCGCCAAGAACUUGAUGCCUUCUUGGCUCAAGCUUUAUCUCCAAAACUCUAUGAACCUGACCAACUACAGGAACUAAAGAUUGAAAACCUAGAUCCUCGAGGAAUUCAGCUCUCAGCAUUGUUUAUGAGUGGUGUUGACAUGGCAUUGUUUGCCAAUGAUGCUUGUGGGCAGCCAAUUCCAUGGGAGCAUUGUUGUCCAUGGAUGUACUUUGAUGGGAAGUUGUUCCAGACCAAGCUCAUCAAAGCAAGCCGGGAGAAAGCUCCCCUCAUUGACCUCUGUGAUGGUCAGGCUGAACAAGCUGCCAAGGUAGAAAAGAUGCGCCAGAGCAUCCUUGAAGGUUUAAAUUUCUCCAGGCAAAACCAUCCACUCCCUUUCCCACCACCACCUGCCAUGCCUUUCUAUCCAGCUUCUGUUUAUCCUCGACACUUUGGGCCAGUUCCACCUCAGGGCAGAGGCAGAGGCUUCACUGGGGUCUAUGGCUUUGGGGGCCCUUAUGGAGAAACGGUUGCAGCAGGCGCUUAUCGGACCUUCCGAGUGACUGCCACAGGAGGACACUCCGGAGCUUUCUCUGGCGGCGAUGGCAACAGGACUAGCAAGUUUCAGGGCGGUGUCCAACCCAUUCCUUCUCAGGGAGGGAAGCUUGAAAUAGCCGGCACUGUAGUGGGCCACUGGGCGGGAAGCAGACGUGGUCGAGGAGGAAGCAGAGGGCCAUUUCCUCUGCAGGUCGUUUCCGUUGGAGGACCAAGGGGACGUCCUAGAGGAGUUAUUUCCACACCAGUGAUAAGAACAUUUGGCCGAGGAGGAAGAUACUACGGGAGAGCUUAUAAGAACCAGGGAGCUCUUCAGGGCAAACCUCCUUAUGCUGCUUCAGCAGAGGAAGUAGCCAAAGAACUUAAAUCAAAAUCAGAGGAAGGCAAGUCCUCUAUUGUGUCUUCAGAAGGAUCCCUGGCUGAAAAUGGCAUCGUGAAUGAGGAGAAACCAGCUUCCCAAAUGAAUGGGAAUACAGCGGAUGUCAGGGCUUCCAACCAGUCUGAAAGUGCCUUGAGUAAUGACUCUAAAAUGUGCAAUACAAAUCCUCACUUAAAUGCACUAAAUGCAGACAGUGUUUGCCAUAAAGAUGAUGCUCUUGAGGCUACUGUCUUAAAAAAAGAAGAGUAAACUUAUUUUUUAUAGAGGGUGAAGGAUGUUGGAAGGGUCAGGAUUAGGAAUAUCUGGAAAGAAAGAGAGCCUACAGUUAUGUACAUUUUUUCCUUUCCGCAAGAGAAAAAUGAGGACUUGGAAAUUCGAAUCCCUCUUGGAUGUCAGAGAUUUAAAGAACACAUUUUUAGUUUUAACCAGUUGUAGUCAAAAUGCUACAAUACAAUAAAAAUAAAAGAUAAUGAAGAGCAUUUGACUCCCGCACUUAAAAUGAAGUAUACACACAGUUUAAACUGGUUAUGACAAAAGCUCGUAGUUUUUGUUUCUUGAAAUAUAUUAAAAAGAAAAACAAAUUUUGGCAGUCUUUCAGUAUAUAUAGCUUAAAAUAUAAUUUUUAGUACUUGGCACCAUAUGUAUGCCAUUAUAUUUGAUUUUGCAUUACUGUGUCACAAAGCUUUCCUUAAGGCUUUGAUUUCAUGAUUAUGGGGGGGAAAGGCACAACCACAGUUCUUUCUUUUCUUAAAUUUCAUCACUGUUGAUGUGGUUCUUUUUAUGUUUAAAAUGUGCAAACUAUCAAAAUAAAAAAUUAUAGAGUAAUAUUGGAGUUCUGCUGAUUUUAAAUAUACAUCAUAAUACUUUACAAGCAAGUUAAAAUGGAUUUAACUUGAAAAUCAUAGAAGAUGCAAAUGACCUUUUCAAAAGAAACACAAUGUGUUCUGAUACUUUUUGUGACUAAUACCAUGCAUCCGUGAUCAAUGAACUAUGUGGUUUUUGAAUCAGACGUAGACCAUUAGUACUACUAUUUGAGCUAAACUUCUGCAUGGUUCAUAAUUUUAAAGUGUGUAGUUAAUAUUAUGCAUGUUCUUGUCCUCUUUCUUCCAUUCUUACAAGUACUGUGCCCAUUUGCAAAACAACAAAAAAGCUAAUAAUCAGUAAUAGUCCUAUAAAAGAUGUUAACUAUGUUUAGUCAUUGACUGAUCUUGCUCUAACCUUAAAAUUUUGUGAUUAUUGACCUCUGUUGCAUUUAUUCUAAAACAAAAAAAAAUUAUCUAGCCGUUUUGAAUAUCAACGUUACCCUGGUGUACUCAUUGCUGUAUGCAUUAUUGUUCUCUGUUGCUGUUUUAUGCCUUCAUAUUAGCAAAUAUGAAAUUCUGUGGAAAAACAAAAAAAAAAAGCUUUGAUCUUCAAGAAAUACCCCCCUUCUGUAGCAGGAAACAAAUGGCUUGUUCUUGAGAACUUUCCCAUCAAGAAUUUAAUAUAAGCAAAUAUACCUGUAUCAUUUUGAUGUUUUUGUUAGUGUUUCCAAACUUAAUGUACUUCAGAAUCAGAAUCACUUCUUUAUAUUCGUUUUCAUAUAAUUCUCCUGAUGCUCUUCAUCACACAUUAGUGAUCAGAAAUGAGGUGUAAUUCCCCAUUCCCUGCCCGCAAGAGCUAAGUAGGUAUCUUAAUGUAAGUUGAAGGGAGUUCUGCCCCAACUCAUGGAUUGUGCAAGAAUGAACUACUGUUGGGUUUGAUUGGUUGUAGAUGGAUUGUGGUGUGGUGUAUUUGAAGGCUAUUGAAUGCAACUUACAAUGCUUAAUAAAAAUCUUUAUUCUUUUAGUAUAA
This is a messenger RNA of Candoia aspera, 5662 nucleotides long. It is a transcript of the gene FAM120A, whose product is annotated as family with sequence similarity 120 member A. The transcript is spliced from 19 exons. The record is from RefSeq and is a predicted model, not a curated record. Lineage: Eukaryota; Metazoa; Chordata; Lepidosauria; Squamata; Candoiidae. Gene Ontology annotation, cellular component: nucleus. Bases 692 to 4078 code for a protein of 1128 amino acids.